AUGCAGGUUGUUCUACCUUCAUGGUCUACAUCGUCCUCUGCACGAUCUGGACUGAAGAUGAUGAGGGACCGAGGAGACCAAGAGGACAGAGGAGAGUCUCCUCCUUCCAGCGGUGUCUCUGUGAAGAGUGACUGGUCUAAAGGUUACCCUCUAAACUUCAGUAGUGGACCAGGACCAGGACCCUUAGAUCCACAAAGAAGAAAGAGACCAGUUUCAGUGGAGGAACAGCUGACCAGCUGUGCUCUGUGUCAGGAAAUCCUGAGAGAUCCAGUUACUACCAGCUGUGGACACUGGUUCUGCAGACAGUGUAUCAGCUCAUACUGGGACCAGUCUGCUUUAUCAGGAGAGUCCUCCUGUCCCCAGUGUGGAAAAAGAGCACAACUGCAGAUAUCCAGUCAGUCCAGAAGUGUAACAGCAGAUAGAGGUCUACAGGAGGUUCUAGAUGAACACAGGAUCAGUCUGAGGGAGAGAUGUGAACAUGUGACUGAAGGAAGUGAUGAAGCAGGAAGUAGAACCCUCCUGAACAGGAUCUACACUGAGCUCUACAUCACAGAGGGACAGAGUGAAGAGGUGAGACAGCUUGAGAUGGCUUCUAAGAUGGAGAGCCUCCAUGAGACUCCAAUCAAGUGUCAGGGCAUCUUUAAAGCCUUACCUGGCCAACAGAAAGCCAUCAGAGUGGUUCUGACCAACGGUGUGGCUGGUGUUGGAAAAACCUUCUCUGUGCAGAAGUUCACUCUGGACUGGGCAGAGGGCUCAGAAAACCAAGACGUCAGUCUGCUGGUUCUGCUUUCAUUCAGGGAGCUGAACUUGAUCAGAGAUGAGCGCUACAGUCUUCUGGAGCUGCUCCGUGUUUUCCAUCCAACAUUCCAGAAGGUCAGAGCGGAGACGCUGGCUGUCUGUAAACUUUUGUUCAUCUUUGACGGCCUGGAUGAAAGCAGACUGUCGUUAGAUUUCAGCAUCAGGGAGGCUGUGUCUGAUGUGUCAGAGAAGUCCUCGUUAAACGUGCUGCUGACAAACCUCAUCAAGGGGAAUCUGCUUCCCUCAGCUCUCAUCUGGAUAACGUCUCGACCUGCAGCAGCCAAUCAGAUCCCUGCUUCAUGUGUGGACAGGGUAACAGAGGUCCGAGGCUUCACUGACGCCCAGAAGGAGGAGUACUUCAGGAGAAGGUUCAGUGAUGAAGAUGUGUCCAGCAGAAUCAUCUCCCACAUCAAGACAUCCAGGAGCCUCCACAUCAUGUGUCUGAUCCCAGUCUUCUGCUGGAUCACUGCUACAGUUCUGGAGCACAUGAUGAGCACGAAGCAGAGAGGAGAGCUGCCCAAGACCCUGACUGACAUGUACUCACACUUCCUGUUGGUUCAGACCAAGAGGAAGAAGAGCAAGUACAAUGAGGGACCUCAGAUGAGUCCUGAGGAACUCACCAGAUCUGACAGGGAAUUUCUUCUGAAGCUGGGGAGGCUGGCGUUUGAACAUCUGGAGAACGGAAACAUCAUGUUCUACCAAGAAGACCUGGAGCGCUGUGGUCUGGAUGUCACAGAGGCCUCGGUUUACUCAGGAGUUUGUACUGAGAUCUUUAAGAGAGAGAGUGUGAUUUUCCAGAAAACAGUCUACUGCUUUGUUCAUCUGAGCGUUCAGGAGUUUCUGGCUGCAGUCCACAUGUACCACCGUUUCACCGACAGGAACACAGAUGUCAUUGAGGCGUUCCUACAAGAGGACAACAACAGAGACUCAUACAGAAAAUACUCUCUAAGAAAAAGAAAGUCUUCUCAAACUCCACCCCUGGAUGUCUUCCUGAAGCGUACCAUGGAGAAAUCCCUGAGAAGUCCAAAUGGACACCUGGACCUGUUUGUUUGCUUCCUUCACAGCCUUUCUCUGGAGACCAACCAGACACUCUUUGGAGAUCUGCUGGGUCAGACAGACAACCGUCCAGAAAUGAUCCAGAGUGCCAUCAAGAACCUGAAGGAGAUGAACAGUGAAGGUAUCUCUCCUGACAGAAGCAUCAACAUCUUCCACUGUCUGAUGGAGAUGAACGACCUCUCAGUACAUCAGGACAUCCAAGACUUCCUGAAGUCAAGGAGCAGAUCAAGAGAGGAACUCUCUGAGAUCCAGUGCUCUGCUCUGGCCUACAUGCUGCAGAUGUCAGAGGAGGUUCUGGAUGAGUUAGAUCUGAACAAGUACAACACAUCAGCCCAGGGACGACGGAGACUGAUUCCAGCUGUAAUGAACUGCAGGAAGGCUGGGCUUGAAUACAGUGGACUAUCAGAGGCUCACUGUGAAGUUGUGGCCUCAGCUUUAAAGUCCAACCCCUCACAUCUGAGAGAGGUGGACCUGAGUAGAAACGGCGUGCGGGAUUCAGGAGCGGAGCUUCUUUCUGCUGGACUGAAGAGUCCAAACUGUCGACUGGAGACUCUGGGGUUGUCAGAGUGUGGUCUGUCAGAGAUCAGCUGUUCUUCUCUGGCCUCAGCUUUAAAGUGCAACCCCUCACAUCUGAGAAAGCUGUACCUGAGUAAGAACAACCUGCAGGAUUCAGGAGUGGAGCUUCUUUCUGCUGGACUGAAGAGUCCAAACUGUCGACUGGAGACUCUGGAGUUGGUUUACUGUGGUUUGUCAGAGAUCAGUUGUUUUUCUCUGGCAUCAGCUUUAAAUUUCAACCCCUCACAUCUGAGAGAGCUGGUCCUGAGUUACAACAACCUGCAGGAUUUAGAUGUGACGCCGCUGUCUGAUCUUCAGAAUGAUCCAGACUACAGACUGGAGACUCUGAGACCGUCAUACCUCCCACGGGAGUUCGCAUCUGUAAUUCUGAUCUGUGUUUACAUUCCACCUGAGGCUAACGCUAACACCACCAUUGCCAAGUUAGCCAACUACAUCUCCUCAGCGGAAAAUUCACACCCGGACACAGCAAUCAUCGUCCUUGGGGACUUCAACUGGACCAACAUGUCAUCUGAGCUCCCUGGCUACCAUCAGCAGGUGACUUCCACGCUGUCACCGAUGUAG
Messenger RNA from Cheilinus undulatus (humphead wrasse), 2991 nucleotides. Its product is annotated as NLR family CARD domain-containing protein 3-like. Bases 1 to 2991 code for a protein of 996 amino acids. Lineage: Eukaryota; Metazoa; Chordata; Actinopteri; Labriformes; Labridae. The transcript has 9 exons. Gene Ontology annotation, molecular function: protein binding. The record is from RefSeq and is a predicted model, not a curated record.